Molecule: messenger RNA, 1442 nt
Organism: Solanum pennellii
Lineage: Eukaryota; Viridiplantae; Streptophyta; Magnoliopsida; Solanales; Solanaceae
Product: WD repeat-containing protein GTS1
Exons: 8
Coding region: 148-1305 (385 amino acids)
Molecular function (GO): protein binding
Source: RefSeq, a predicted model, not a curated record
GCAUAAAAUGUUUAGUGUGUAUUAGUUGAAAUAACGGUGAAACUCAAAAAGUAUGGAAUAAUGUACAAACCCUAAACCCUGCGAGCCGGAGUUUUCUUCACUGUUGACAGAGAGAGAAGAAGAAGAAGAAAGAAGAAGAAGAAGAAAAUGGAUGGCGCAGAGGAGAUGGAAAUAGAGGGACAAUCGCUGGUGCUUCCAAUAUGCAACAAUUCUAAGCGAUUUGGUAUCAGAAACUCUAUUCAGACUAACUUCGCCGACGAUUACGUUUUCCAAAUUGUUCCCAAGAAUGAUUGGACAUCAAUGGCGGUAUCACUCUCAACUAAUGCGAUUAAGUUGUACUCUUUAGCUACUGCACAGUACAUAGGCGAAUGUAAUGGUCAUUCUUCAACGAUUAAUCAAAUUUCCUUUUCGGAUCCUUCAUCGCCACAUGUGCUGCAUUCUUGUUCUUCUGAUGGAACUCUCAGAGCUUGGGAUACCAGGUCUUUUCAGCAGGUGUUUUCCCUAAAUGCUGGCUCUUCUCAAGAGAUAUUUAGUUUCUCCUUUGGUGGACCUAAUCAUCAUCUGCUUGCUGCCGGUUGUAAUUCUCAGAUACUCUUUUGGGAUUGGAGGACCAAGCGUCAGGUUGCGUGCUUGGAGGAAUCUCAUACGGAAGAUGUUACUCAGGUGCACUUUAUUCCAGGCUAUGAUGAUAGACUCAUUUCUGCAUCAGUUGAUGGAUUAUUGUGUCUAUUUGAUACUGGUGGUGAUAUCAACGAUGAUGAUCAAAUGGUAUCGGUACUCAAUGUGGGAACCUCUAUUGGAAAAGUGGGAUUUCUUGGAGAGAAGAAUCAGAAGCUUUGGUGUUUGACACACAUUGAAACUUUAAGUGUCUGGGACUGGAAAGAAGAAAAAACCGAGGCCAGUUUUGAGGAUGCUAGAUCCUUGGCCUCUAAGAGCUGGAUGGCAGACAACGUUGACUAUUUCGUUGAUUGCCACUAUUCAGUAGAGGAAGAUCGUCUCUGGGUAAUUGGUGGUACGAAUGGUGGUUCGUUGGGCUAUUUUCCUGUAACUUAUAAAGAGACACGAGCUAUUGGUCCUCCAGAAGCAAUUUUAUGCGGUGGACAUGAAGGCAUCGUUAGGAGUGUCUUGUCUGGGGUACCAGGUCGGACCAUGGAUAACCACGGGAUCUUUGGAUGGACUGGUGGUGAAGAUGGUCGUCUUUGUUGUUGGUUGUCUGAUGGUUCUACUACAAGCCAAUCAUGGAUCUCUACUCUUGCUCUGAAAUCAGACAAGACUCGCCGAAAGGGCAGACAUUCCCCGUACUAACAUGGAAGAUUAUGUUGUAUAUUAUUUUGUUAGUUACUUCAUAUUGUCUUCGUCUCUUAUAUCAAUGUUGUGUCUUAAUUUAUUUGUCAGGUUAGCUUCAUUUUGAAAUGAGGAAAAAUGUCUGAAAUAUAACAAUA